Aegilops tauschii subsp. strangulata is the source of this 2090-nucleotide messenger RNA. Its product is annotated as probable chlorophyll(ide) b reductase NYC1, chloroplastic. The record is from RefSeq and is a predicted model, not a curated record. NCBI's taxonomy places the organism in Eukaryota, Viridiplantae, Streptophyta, Magnoliopsida, Poales, Poaceae. Gene Ontology annotation, molecular function: chlorophyll(ide) b reductase activity. Gene Ontology annotation, biological process: chlorophyll catabolic process; PSII associated light-harvesting complex II catabolic process.
AAAACAACCCCACACAAACAAAAAAAGCACACACAGUACGACUGUACGAGCGAGAACCGACCGGAGCGAGAGGAAGAGCACAGGAUCCUUAUCUCCUCCGGGAGGAAGCGCGCCAUGGCCGCCGCGGUCGUCCACCUCUCCGUCCACGGCCGCCUCCGCCGCUCGCCGGAGGCCGUCGUCUCUCAGGCAUGCCACCGCCCUUCCCUCCUGCGCUGCCGCGCGUUCAAGCAGGAGGCCGGCGGCGACGACGAGAAGCCGUCGUCGCCGCCGAACGAGCCGCGGAAGCGCAGGAAGGGGCCGCUGUACACGCUGAAGGCGGCGAUGCAGGGGCUCGCGGGGUCCCGGUCGGCGGCGGCGGAGGUGUAUGGCGGGCAGUACGAGCUCGCGGUCGAGAAGGCCGAGGAGAUCUUCUUCUCGGUUGCUACUCAGGUAGGCAGAUACGUUAUCACUAUGAUGAGCAGUGGUGUUGUACUAGCAGUUGGAUUUCAGUUAUCAGGUGGGGACAGCCAAACGGAUGCACUAAUUUGGUAUAGCUGGCUUGGUGGAGUAAUUAUCGGCACAAUGCUAGGUGCAAACAGUGUCCUAGAGGAACACUGUAAAGCUGGACCUCGCAAUGUUGUCAUAACGGGAAGCACAAGAGGGUUAGGAAAAGCACUUGCUCGGGAGUUUCUUCUUUCUGGAGAUCAUGUUGUAAUUGCUUCCCGCAGCCCUGAUUCAGUUCUUCAGACCAUCAAUGAGCUUGAAGAGAACAUACAGGAGGGCUUGUCAGUUGCCAAGAAGAAACAAAGAGAAACUUUAUUACAAGCUAAGGUUGUUGGUACAUCUUGUGAUGUUUGCAAACCAGAAGAUGUAAAAAAGCUUGUAAAUUUUGCUGUUGGUGAGCUGGGUUCAAUUGACAUUUGGAUAAAUAAUGCUGGCACAAACAAAGGUUUUAGGCCAUUGGUAAAUUUUUCAGAUGAAGAUAUUACCCAGAUCGUCUCAACAAACCUAGUUGGUUCUUUGCUCUGCACCAGAGAAGCUAUGGAUGUCAUGCAAUACCAAGAGAAGGGAGGUCAUGUAUUCAACAUGGAUGGAGCAGGAUCUGGAGGAUCAAGCACACCGUUGACAGCUGUUUAUGGCUCAACUAAGUGUGGACUAAGGCAGUUCCAAGCAUCGCUUAUGAAGGAAAGCAGAAGAUCAAAAGUUGGAGUACACACUGCGUCUCCUGGAAUGGUCCUUACAGAUCUCCUUCUAAGUGGUUCAUCUCUCCAAAAUAAACAGAUGUUCAAUAUAAUAUGCGAGCUUCCAGAAACAGUAGCAAGGACAUUGGUCCCAAGAAUGCGAGUUGUGAAAGGAAGUGGAAAGGCAGUAAACUACUUGACACCACCAAGAAUCUUGCUUGCCUUGGUUACUGCAUGGGUUCGCCGAGGCCGAUGGUUUGACGAAGAGGGGAGAGCAGUAUAUGCAGCCGAGGCUGAUAGAAUUCGCAAUUGGGCUGAAAGUCGAACACGCUUUUCCUUCACAGAUGCCAUGGAGAUGUAUACAGAGAAUACAUGGGUUUCCGUAUUCUCACUCUCGGUCGUCUGUGCAUUCAUAAUGCUUUCCAGUUCAGGCGGACCUUUCCCUGGCACAUAAUCCCUGGAGUCGCCAAACCAGACAAUUCUUUUUUCACCACAGGGAUUCUAUCAUCCAAUGACAUAUGUUGCGAAGGGGGCAAAUGUGAUCCCAGACGCGUAAUUACAUGCAAAUAGGAUCAUCAUCAGCCGCCUUACCAUUUAAGGAUAAGCUAACCGAGCCCUCAGAUUCAGAAAAGGGUAAAUAGCAUUUGUUAUGUGGGCAUUCCACUUACUGUAAGCUAGUGUGUAAAGCUGUCCUGUAAGAACAUGUGUCUGAACUCUGAAGUAACCAGAGCACGGAAAGAGUCGACGGGCUUUGCUCCUCUCUUGUACAUGGAUGUACUCUAGUAGUUAUGAUCCUUAUGAACUCCCGGGUGUCGCUUUGUACCCUUCAAAAAUGUAUAGCAACUUAGCAACACGGUUUAGAACUGGAAGGAGUCGCCAUACAUGGUUCAUCAGUGUAAAGUUCAGGAUAUGUAUGUUCCUUUUCUUGUA